CGCUUUCUUUCCUCGCUUUAAUUACCCCACCCUCGGAAAUGCUGUUCGCUUGUUGUGACACAGUAAAACACUUAAAGCAACACCUUCAAGGAUGAUUGAAGUAUUGUUCUUACAUCCAUCAUAUCCCAAAAUAUACAACAAGUAUUCAAGAUGACAGGCGGAGAACCAUCAAUCGAUCAAAUAAAGGCUAUCAAGCCUUCACCUCCAGUAAUCGUAACACCUCUAACCAAGUUCUUCAAAGUUCAACAUCCGAUCAUCUUGGCAGGUAUGAAUCAAGCUGCCGGUCCAGAAUUAGCAGCUGCCGUUUCAAAUGCAGGCGGGAUUGGUUGUUUAGGUGGUGUUUCUUAUACUCCAAAAAUGUUACGUGGCGUUAUUCAAGACCUAAAAGCUGCCCUACGUGAACCAACAUUACCUUGGGGUGUUGAUUUGCUAUUACCGCAAGUUGGUGGUAAUGCAAGAAAGACGAACAAAGAUUACACAAAAGGUACUUUGGAUCAACUGAUCGAUGUAAUCAUCGAAGAAGGUGCAAGCUUUUUCGUUUCUGCAGUUGGUGUACCACCAAAGCAUGUUGUUGAACGAUUACACAAACAUGGAAUCUUGGUCGCCAAUAUGAUCGGACAUCCUAAACAUGUUAAGAAAGCCUUGGAUGUAGGGAUUGAUAUGAUUAUCGCUCAAGCAGGUGAAGCUGGUGGUCAUACUGGUGAUGUUCCAUUUAGCAUCUUGAUUCCAAAAGUGGUUGAUUUGGUCAAACAUUCUCGUUCUCGUUUGACAGGUCAAGCUGUACAAGUCGUCGCAGCCGGAGGUAUUUAUGAUGGAAGAGGACUUGCAGCCAGCUUGGUACAUGGAGCAUCAGCUGUUUGGGUAGGCACAAGGUUUGUUGCCAGUAUUGAAUCUGGUGCACCACAAGGACAUAAAGAUGCUAUUAUCAAUGCAAGAGAAGAGAGUAUCGUCAAGACAACAAUCUUUACUGGUCGUCCUCUACAUAUUGUGAAUACAGAUUACAUUCAAUCAUGGCUAGAAAAGCCAGAUUUGAUCAAGAAACUACAAAAUGAAGGAAAGGUACCGGUAGAGUGGGAUUUAGAACAGGGUGACGAUGAUGAAGGUACAAAAGUUAAAGGUGUUAUGGCUCACUACUUUGCUGGAAAGGUUGCGUCUUCCAUUCAAGAUAUUUUACCUGCCAAGACGAUCGUUGAUAAUAUGGUGAAUGAAGCCGCACGUGCUCUACAAGGAGGUAAUCGAUUAAUUGUACAGAAUGGAUCUGCCAAACUUUGAUAGAGAGAGAGAGGAGGGAGAUCCAUGCGUUCCCCUGAUUUGUGAAUAUAUGUCGAUCAAUAUCAUAUCGUCGUGUGACCC
Molecule: messenger RNA, 1353 nt
Organism: Meira miltonrushii
Lineage: Eukaryota; Fungi; Basidiomycota; Exobasidiomycetes; Exobasidiales; Brachybasidiaceae
Product: 2-nitropropane dioxygenase
Exons: 1
Coding region: 151-1272 (373 amino acids)
Molecular function (GO): nitronate monooxygenase activity
Source: RefSeq, a predicted model, not a curated record